Messenger RNA from Racocetra persica, 350 nucleotides. Lineage: Eukaryota; Fungi; Glomeromycota; Glomeromycetes; Diversisporales; Gigasporaceae. The record is from the annotation of a GenBank genome assembly.
UCAAUUAUCAUCAUAUUUAGCUAGCACUGGUAUAGACCUAGUUGUUAAUCGAGAUCAAAUAUUUGGUAUUCUUAGAGAGUGUCUACAUAAGCAAGCUGGUAUGGAUGCUCUUCGGGGGCACAUUAUGGCACAGAUGAAUACUAGUAAUAGCUUUAGAAAUCCUUCAAUUGCCCAUGACUAUGCAAAUACUGCUGGUAAUAAUGCAGUAACCCUCAGGGGUGAACCUAUAGGAGACUUUUACUCAAAACUCUUAAAAUAUAGAAAAAUGCUUAAUUCUGAUGAGCAACAGAUUAAGGAACAAGUUCUAAGAGAUUUGUCUCCAGACUUGGAGGAUGAUAUAGAAUGCAUUG